CCCGGCGAGGGGGUUGUGGGCGAAAAUGCCUCCCCGAGGCUCUUCCCGAAGCCUCUCCUUCCGCCGGCUCUGGCGCGGAAACUGGGGAGAAUCGGGGAAAACGGGAACGCGACGCCCACGCGCGGCGUCCCUCUCUCCGCAGCCAAGUUUUCAGAUCCCCGCAGCUCCGUGUUUGUGUUAAUGUGCCGAGGGAAGGCCAUGCGGGAUUUUAAAGGUCCGGAUUGUCGAUUUGUAAAUUUUAAGAAGGGAGAAGCUGUAUAUGUGUAUUAUAAACUAAUAGGAGAAUCAACUGAGCUUUGGGCUGGAAGCGUUGGAAGUGAUUUUGGAUAUUUUCCAAAGGAUUUACUUGAAAUAAAUCAUAACUAUUCCAAUGAGGAGCUAGAAUUACCAACAGACGAAACAGACUUUGUUUGCUUUGAUGGAGGAAGGGAUGACUUUGAUAACUAUAACGUGGAUGAACUUCUGAAAUCAUUGCAAGAGACAAUAGCAAAUGAAGGGGAAACUGAAUCGAGUGGUCCAGGGACAAAACCAGCAGAAGGAAUUGGGAAGGAUAAGGAGGCUGAACAGACUGAUAGAGGAAAGUCCCUUGGUGCUUUGGAGACAGACAAUCUAGAGCGAAGUGCUGAAGAAGAAAAGGAAAACCUUGUCUUGACAGACAAAGUUGACAAUUCUCUUACAGAAGGAACUGAAAAUACUGGGGGAGACCCCAGUGUCAAUAGUCACAAAGAAAACUCUCAGGGAGAUCAAAUUGCACAUGAGCACUUGAAAGGAAUGCUACAUGGGAAAUUAAAAGGGCUAGAGAGUGAAAAUACCAAAAACACUAGUAUUCCUCAGGGUGAAACCAGCCAACUUGACCAAGAGAAUGAAGAAGUCGAUGCCUAUACACUUUUAAACAGAGAGCUCUCUGUGAACUUAAAAACAAAAUUUGGCUCAACUGCUGAUGCUAUUGUAUCAGAUGAUGAAGUGACUCACCUUGUCACAUCACUGGAAGAUGAUUUAAAUGAAGAUUUGAGCAUUAAUCCUCACAAUGAAGAGGAGGAGCCAGAGUUGGCAGAUCAGUCUGCAGAAAUCCCUUUGCUGUCUUUUACAGCAGAGGAUGAAAUUACAUCCCCUGUGGAUUUAGAAGAUGAUGGAAACUAUGACAUCGAGUCCCAAAAUCACGAACCUGAUGAAGAUGCAAAGGGUGCUACAAAGCUAAAUAACCAAAGAGACACUAGAGAGGAACACAAUUCAGAUGUGUUAAUUCUUAAGGAUGCCUUCAGUAAGAGAAAGAAGUCAGGUGACAGUGUGGGUGGCAGUGUAAGUGUAGACAGGUCUGAAUCAAAACAAACAGAAGAGAAACAGGAUGAGGUGGUGCUAAUUAGUAAAAGAGAAGCACUAGCAGCAACUCAGCCUGAGGAUCUCUCCAAAGAACCCCUUGGAAAGGAACCUGUGGGUACAGGUGAUCUGGGUUCAGAAGAAAAAGCCAACAAAACUGAACAAUUGGAAGAGCAGCUCACUGAUGGAACACAGUCACAUUCUGCAGCACUGAAAGGUACAGCUGUGCCUGAUCGUCACACUUUGCCUAGUCCAGGCAAUGCUCUGGAGUCCAAAUCAUUUCUUAAAAACAAGGAAGAUGCUUCAGAAGCAUCUGAUGAUGAUAUCAACAGAAGUCCUGAAAGAGUCCCACUUGCUCCAAUAGAGAAAACGGAUAAAGAGUUUGAGGGUGAUACCUUGGAGGAGUCCUUGGAAAGUGAUUUAAAGCAUAAAAGAUCAUGGGAGAAAACGAUGGAGAAGGGAGAAGCUGAGAACAAGCCUCCAGUUGAUGUUCCAAUCAAACCAGUGGAAGAGGUAAAAAGUGCAUCUCAAGGUGACCUAGGGGAUACUGACAUCUUAAGACAGAAAGUGGAGCGUGGAAUGCCCAUUGUGGAGAAAGAACUUCUCAGACAUGAAGAUUUAAAACAAGAAGUUAAAAUUUAUCAUGAAAAUAAAAAUCCUGCCUCUUCUAACAAAGAACUGGAAAUAAAAAAGAGAAACAUGGAAGAAACCCCUGCCAGUGAAGAAGACUCAAGCCAUAGUGGAGCUGUUGAGCAACCUAGGCCAUGGGAAAACGAGACUGAGUAUUCAGAGGCAGAUAUGAAUGAAAAACUUUCAAGAAAUCCUGGCAAGAUGCCAGCUUUUAAAGAAAGCACUGAGAAAAGUUCCCCUGAAGAAAUAUCAAAAAGCACCACGCAGAACACUAAUACAGAGAAUCUUACUUGGCAAGCAGCUGCUCAUUCUGAGGAUGCAGGAACAGACAGAAAUCUUGGCAAAGAUUUGGCUAAAGAAACAACACAAAGAGCAGAAUUGCAAUCUGAGAAGCCAGAUGCUGAAGAUGACCCUGACCUAAAACAAGCAGAUGAUGAGCUAUUGGAAGAUGAGAAUGCAGCAAGUGCAAAGCUAUCACAAGCAAGGGCUGCAAAUGUCCAGGAUAAUACUCUAGGUAGUGAAAAUACAAAUCCUGAAUUAGAAGGACUAAGUGAAGCUGUUUCAGGAAUCCCAAAUUCUACUUACAAUACAGGAGAGGAAACAAACUCAUUCCCUAAUGAGGAUAAAACAAUCAGCAUGCAAAAUGCAAGCGAGACUGGGAACAAAGAUGUUGAUGUAUCAGUGAGAAAAGAUGCUAAAUUGGAUGAGAUGCAACGUGCCACAGAAGCCCACGAGGAGUCUUCUGAACCUGAGGAGCCAUCAGCUGUGGAAGAACAUAAUUCCCAAUCUCCUCACACGGAAGACAGCAAUGACUUUGACCAAAAGGAAGAUCAUCUCCCAGAGGGCAUUUCACAGAAAGACUCAAAAGAGGUGCAAAAUUUAGAGGAAAUGAGCAAUGACCACCAGCAAUCUGCACAUGUCCCCAGCCCCGCUGACAGCUCAGAAGGCACCAGUGACACGGUAGCAGAUUUCAGUGAGUCUGUGAAGCAGCUCUCCAUAAUGAGAGAUUUCCUGGAUGAAAAGCGCGUGAUGCGCCUGCAGAAGUACCUUGGGCUCCAGCACGUGGUUCGGAUUGAAGCCAUGUUCCACGACAUGAAGGUGGAGAUGGAGCUCGCUCAGAAGGCGAGCCAGAAUAACGAGGAUGCAGAGAAAGCUCUGGAUGAGAUACUGGAGUUUUCAGAAUCGAGCAUUAUGGAUGUUGUAGGAAAAGUUCUGGAUUCCAGGGUGGCAGAAAAUAAGGAGGAGGUGGUGAAGGAGAUGGAUUUGUAUGAUGAGGAGAGUGCACUGAUGGAUGAUAUUCAGGAAUUGAUAUAUUCGUUAAGGAGUAAAUAUUCAUCUGCGGGUGAGAGUGUCCCACUUGCUUCUCCUCCAGAACGGGAAGAUGACCAGCUGCACAUUCAAGACGGUGCAAAAGAGGCAGAAUAUGACAGUGUUUUCACCAGAAACCUGAAUACCUUUGAUGAGGGCAAUCAGGAAUUUCAGCAGCUCGUUGAAGACAAGAUGCCUGAGCAGCCUAUUGAGGAGGAGGAGAGGGCUGUCAGUGUUCCACCUGAGCAUGAAGAGGCCAACUUCUCAGAUAAUGGAGAAGCUGAAGAAGGGUAUGAUAGUGAAAGAGGAUCACCCCUGGAAGAUACUUCCUUUGGGUCAGUUGAUUCAGGAGACAGUGCCAGCGAACACACUGCUGAAGGUGCCGGUGCUGCUGCGGGCGCUGGCGCCCCCUGGCGGGCGGCCCCGGGCGAGGCGCGCGAGCUGCUGCGGCGGUUGGUCGCCACGCUGCCUGAGGAAAUGCGUCCUGGGCCUGAUUUCCAUGGACUUCCAUGGGAGCCUGUCAUUAUUACUGCCUUAGUGGGAAUUGUCACACUUGCUGUAUUUUUCUGGAGAACCUGCCUUUCAGUAAAGAGUAGAAUAUAUCAAGUGACUGAAAAACAACUUGCUGAAAAGAUUAAAAACCUUCUGCAAGAAAAAACAGAAAUCUUAGAAAAGUUGUCAGAAUAUGAUCAAAAGAUAAAGGAAGCAAAGGAAUCUGUGAAAGAGGCCCAAGAACAAAAAGACAUUCUCUCAGAUGAAACUGCAGGGCUUAAGGACACUGUCAAAGAAUUGGAAGAAGCAAAUCAGCAGCUAGAUAAAAAAGUGAAAAAUCUGCACACCAUGCUUGAAACAGAGAGAAAAAAGAAUGAGAAGAAACAGAACAAGCUCUCUGAAACCCAGAAGUCCUUGGAGAAGCUUCAGGAAGCUAUUACUGUGCAUUCUGCAGAGCUUUCAGAGGUGCAGAUAGCCCUUAAUGAAGCUAAACUGAGUGAAGAGAAGGUGAAAUCUGAGCUUCAUCAUGUGCAGGAAGAGAAUGCUAGACUGAAAAAGAGCAAGGAGCAGCUGCUGAAAGAAGCUGAAGGCUGGAGUGAGAGGCAUUCUGAGCUCUGUGAGCAGAUUCAACUGUAUCAGAAAUCUCAGAAAGACAUAGAAGAGACACUUGCCUACAAAGAAAAUGAAAUUGAAGUUUUAACCAAUUGCAUUAUGCAGCUGAAGCAGCUGGACAUGGAUUCAGAGGCCAAGAAGGAUGACAGAGGGCAUGAGUGGAGCCCAGGAGAUGAUCUGGCCAAUGGAGAGUUGCCAGAUAUUGAGAGUGAGAAGACGAAGACUCAGAUUAAGCAGAUGAUGGAUGUCUCCAGGGUCAAAACGAUGUUAUCCAUAGUUGAAGAAGACAGAAAUCUUCUGCAAUCCAAAUUGAAUGAUGAAGUAACAGCAAGACACGAGCUGGAAGAGAAGAUAAAAACAUUGGAACAUGAUUCCUCUUCACUGCAGUCAGCCAAAACUCAACUGGAAAAUGAAUGCAAAACUCUUCAGCAGAAAGUGGAGAUCCUUGGUGAGCUGUACCAGCAGAAGGAGAUGGCACUCCAGAAAAAACUAACCCAGGAAGAGUAUGAGCGUCAGGAGAAGGAGCAGAAAUUGUGUGCUGCAGAUGAAAAAGCUGUGCUGGCCAUCAAUGAAGUGAAAGUUUACAAGCAAAGGAUCCAAGAUAUGGAAGAAGAAUUGCAAAAAACAGAGAGAUCUUACAAAAACCAGAUUGCUGCUCAUGAGAAAAAGGCACAUGACAACUGGCUCAUUGCCCGCUCGGCUGAGAGAGCUCUGGCUGAAGAGAAAAGAGAAGCAGCCAACCUGAGACAGAAAUUAAUAGAAGUAAAUCAAAAAAUCAUCAUGCUUCAAAGACCUGUCAUUGUAAAGCCAACUCCUGGCAGACCUGACCGCCCGAUCCCACCACGACGAGGGCCCUUAAGCAGAGAUGGCUCUUCUGGCCCAUCACCCGUGAGUGGAGGAAAUCCAUCCCCCACACAGAUGAUUGAUGUUCCUGCCCGGCCCCUCUCUGCUCCUCGAAGGGAAGGUGUGAGGGGUGAAUUUGGUACAAUGGUGGAUGGCCCCCCUGCCCCACGAAGGCCUCCAGAGCUACCUGGGAGGAUGUCUGUUCCUGAUAUUGGGCCUGCUGUGGCAUCCCUGAUCAGCAGUGAGCCAAGAACCUCCUCCCCUUCCACAGCAAUGGAUGGAGUGCAACCCUCUCCCAAAGAGUCUGAAGCCCCCAGUGUUACUACAGAUUCACCUUCCUCCAUGGAACCAGCUGCAGGUAACGCUGGUGCCAAAGGCCCCUCUCCUUUCCCUGGGCCACCUCUGCUGAACUCCCCCGUGCUGGGGCCGCCGCCGCCCAUCCGCUACGGACCGCCGGGACCGCCAGCACCGCCUCUGCGGGGGCACUUCGGGCCUCGGCCCCUCCCUGGGCCCCAAGGCUGUGGUCCUCCCUUGCCACCUCCAGCUGGAAGAGAUUUCUUACCUAGUCCACGUUUAGGAAUGAGAGAUCUGCCUCCUGGCCCACUCCUGCCUCCCCCCGACCCCAGAGGCUACGCACGUGGGCAUCCUCCCUUCCACCCCCUCGGCCCUCCUGGCCCUCCAGGCCCUCGGCUACCCCCGCCACCACCCCCGCAGGCUCCCAGGGACUAUGCUCCUCCUCCCAACAGAGACUUGCCUCCGCCGGCACCCCGGGAAUGAGGGCAGCCGGCCCAAGGACUACGCACAGCCCCGGCGCAGGAUCUCUGCCUGCAGCUCCACGGACCCGGCUCCCACCUGCACAACUCUAGCAAAUGGCUCUUGGUUUGAAGACAUUGGUCUCAUUUCAGUAUAUCUCAGCUUUUGCAGGAUUAAUUUUUAUCCAGUUGCUACAGACAUCUUAUAUGCAUUUAUGAUCACAGACUCAUCCAUCCACUUGGGCUGCAAGAACCUUUCUGUGAUGGACUUGAACCUACUCUAAAAGUGCAAUAGGAAGGAAGUACCUGUGUGGAGAGUUUUAACUCAAUGUAGCCUUUGUAACCAGUUGGUGAAUGAACUAAUUUCUUUAAAAAUGUAAAUCAAAUCAUUUCCUGUGGAAAUAAUUUUUUAAGUAAAAUGCUAUCCAACCUGCCUUCUCCAUCACAUCAUUGAACUGCAGUUACUGUAGGCCAGGGGUUUACAUGAGGACUCUGAGGUUCUGGGGUUUUUUAAAAAGAUGUCUGGUCAGAGAUCAGAAGCACAAAUGACACUGUAUUCAAAGGAAAGUUAUAAUAAAAAGCAAAAUUUCUUUUGCUAAACCCCAAAGGCUUUGUUUCAGUGCCAUGUUUUGUUCAGUAAUGUGACAGAGAAUGCUACAGUUCUGAGAACAGGAAUUGAAUCAAGGCCAAAUUAAUGCUGCUGCAAGGGUAAUGACCACGUUACCCUUAUGCUGAUCUACUCUGACACAAUAUGGACUUGCUUCAUGUAAUGAGGACCCUGAGGAAUACAGCUUCCAGAGCUGGAAACUGAUGAAGUUGUGGAGUUGACCUGUGUUUCCACAGUGCCUCUCCACUAGAAAAACUGGGUUGCUUUUUGCUUUCAAGAGUACCUUGCAGCAUCAAGUGAUGUUUGAGAGCUGAGUUUUCAUCUUCCUCAGGGUUAAGAGCAAUUCAGCUUCUUUAAGAGGAAGGCUGGAUUUGGAGAGUCUCUUUUACUUCUAUCAGAAAAGAAAGCAGCUUUCUGUAAAGCAGAGUUGGGUGUAUGUAAACCAUGUAAACAUCUACUGCAGCUACCACCACUAAAUAACUUUCAAAACACACCCUACACUAGCAGUUCAAGUGUUAGUGCAAGCAUUUGGAAUAGGAGGCUUUUGACUGUCUCAGUGAGUGAGGUUUCUCACAAGUGCACUGUCCAAAAGGCAGCCUGAAGGAGGAAAAAAGGAAAACAAUGCAGAAUAAUAAAAAACCCUACUGGGAGGCCAUUACAGCUUUACUGCCAGAGUACAAGCAGGCAUUAAAGUUGCCAUCUAGGUGUUACAGUACAAGUGUAAAGAUUCAGAUUUCAGAUGAAAGACAAGCUGGAACAUCACUGAAGCAUAAAACAAUCCUGAAGCCUGUGGUGUGAGCAGCAGCAGUCCUGGCACUGAGACGGUUCACAGAAAAAAGGCAAGGGAUAGAAGCAACUUUAAAAAUGGUAUUUCACACUCAACGGACAUUAAUUCACAAUCAGUUAAAUACAAAGCUCUACUUGUGUAUUCAACAAAAAUACUUCAAAGUUGACAUUUCAUAUAACUGGCAUUAAUACAGACAUCUACAAGCUGGGGAAGGGUCCAGGUAAGCAGCAGAAACGAUGGUUUGUACUUCAAGGGACAGUAUUUCAGUUUGCAGGGUGGCUGAUGAUACAUACAUUGAUGAAUAUCCAUUAUUAGAAGUCAAGUUCGCCAAGUUCAGGAUCUUUCCUUCCCCAUACAAGCUUUUGUGAUGCUCAGUGUCUCCUCCCUUGCCCAUCCCAGCUAACAGUAACAAAAGUUGGAUGGAAUGUCCGUCUGGAUGCACCAGCAUUCACCUUGGACACACGCACACACACACAACUGCAGUGCUUACCCUGGAUGGCAGAGCUGGACUGAACUCCAGAACCAGCCCUUCCACCUUUCAGGGACACUCAGAUCCUGCAAUUCCUCAGUCAGAACAAGUCCUGAGCCAGCCAGGGACCACUGACAGGUAAAUGGGCCAAGCUCAGAUUUACUUGCAACCACAGACUGAUGCUUUGCUCUGUCCUUUUGCAGAGCUCAGAGGAUGAUUCUUAUUUGGUUUUUAGCAGUGUAGGCUCCUUUAGUCUGGUGUCCAGAAUGCUGCAUUUAGAGGUGUUUCCAUAACUCACAGGGAUAUCGUGAUGGUGACCCAUCAGCUCUAAAACCAGUGGGAUAUGGUAAAGAGCCAUAAACAGGACAAUUCAACUGCCCUUUUUCCCUCCAACCAGCAGUGGAAUUUGAGAAAGCACUGCUGACUUUUGUUGUAACACCUAAAUAAUGUCAUCCCUAGUUAUACCAGAGCAAAGAAAGGCAAGAUGAUUAGGACAUUCAAAACCAGCUUUUUAUCCUAAUCAAUAUGGUAACACCAAAAAUGCUGAACAGCUGAGUGGAGACAGACAAACAGCAUGAGGAAAAGUAACAUCCCUUCCCUUAACACAGGAUGCAACAUCUUGGGAUGAGGCGACAGAAAAGAGGAAUGGAUGCUACACCUGCAUCCAGCCUGUUUAAAGUAAUUGACACUAUUUUGGGAGCUGGGUCUUUAGUUAGCAUAGCAGAGUAUUCAGGCACUAGUUAGAUAUGCAAGAAGUUUAUCAAACCAUAAAGUAUCGUAUUAAAUAUCCACGCAAAUAUAUGAAAGAUUUGACUGGGUUCUACUUCUGUCCCUUUUUCAGGUCAAAAUGUGAAUGCAAGUGUGUCAUAAUAAGCCAAUGUCCUGCAGCUUAUUACACACCAAAUCAAAAAUAUAGAAAAUAAAUGAUAAUCCUAUCUACUUACAUAAAAAGGUAAUUUUUUGAGUAAGUUUCCAGACUUGCACAAAAUAUGCAGAAAACUGCAUACAAUCAGUUUCCAUAAGAACAGCAGUUUCAUGUAAAAGGUGGGUCAGCCUGCUAGCUAGACCUAUUUUAUACAAAGCUCUGGAAAACUGACACUUCAGCACUGAGGGUCUGUCCUGCUGUCACUGAAAUGGCAAAAUGCCCACUGCCACCAGGACAAAGCCCUGGAGAAGGCCUCUCUAUCCCGCACCCACCUUUGCAAACCACUCUGUGACAAGAUACAGAAAAGAAUAGCUCUACUGGGGAGUAACAGUGAGUGAAAGGAUUGUAACAUGCAUCCAAAACUUAGGCAAGGCUGUUAAAUCAUAGUUCAGUGUUCUCAUCUGCAGCUGUCCUCCUCCUGACCUGACCACAGGGACUCGUGGCCGCCCACCUGAUCCGCAUCCUCCGCUCCUUCACUUCAAAGCACUUGCAGUACCUCAAGCUGCUUCCCAGCCCACCUCGUCCUUCUCCCAGUCUUCUGUCACCCUGCCCACUCCAGAGGACUCUGAAAUGCAGAUGAGAGGAACUACAAUAGCACAGCAGUGUAAGCAGUUAGUAGGCCUGCUACAUCUUUAUUGCUGCAGGUUUGGCAAAGGGGCACUCUCCAUCCUCAGGGGGAGCUUGAGGCAAAAGGAGAAGAACGGUUAAAGAUAAAAAGUGAUGAACAGCAAACUUAGGAAAAGCAGUCAACCUAUAUAUCAGGGCUCUUGGAAAAACCUGUAGCUGGAAGUUACUGAAAAAAA
Ficedula albicollis (Collared flycatcher) is the source of this 9545-nucleotide messenger RNA. It is a transcript of the gene MIA3, whose product is annotated as melanoma inhibitory activity family member 3. The transcript is spliced from 30 exons. Gene Ontology annotation, biological process: endoplasmic reticulum to Golgi vesicle-mediated transport; vesicle cargo loading; protein secretion. The coding region runs from base 181 to 5979 and encodes 1932 amino acids. NCBI's taxonomy places the organism in Eukaryota, Metazoa, Chordata, Aves, Passeriformes, Muscicapidae. Gene Ontology annotation, cellular component: endoplasmic reticulum membrane; endoplasmic reticulum exit site. The record is from RefSeq and is a predicted model, not a curated record. Gene Ontology annotation, molecular function: protein binding.